AACUCGAUUAUAUAGUAAGUGGUUUGAUUACACAAAGGGAAAGUGUGGAUUUAUGACCACCAUUCACACCAUUAGCUAAAGUCAUAAUAACUAAGCAACUUUUUCUUGUUCUGUCAAACCCCACCAUUCUUGACUAUAUAGAACUAAAUAAAUAAAUACACAUACCUUCCCCCAGCCCCCCCGAUUUUCAAUUCUUCUCUGUUCUUCACAAAAGAGAAGUAAGAAUCUCGUUUUCUCAUCAUCUCCCAAGCAAUCAAUUCAGCUGCUGCCUGCUGGUUUCUCUCCAUCCUCCCUUUCCUCUCCGUAACCGAUCGCCGCCAUGGCUCAGCAGAAACUGGUGCUGAAGGUGUUGACGAUGACCGACGAGAAGACGAAGCAGAAGGCGAUCGAGGCCGCCGCUGAUAUCUUCGGGGUGGAUUCGAUAGCGGCGGAUACGAAGGAGCAGAAGCUGACGGUGAUCGGUUUGAUGGACACGGUGGCGGUGGUGAAGAAGCUGAAGAAAGUGGGGAAAGUGGACAUCGUCUCCGUCGGUCCCGCCAAGGAAGAGAAGAAGGAAGAAAAGAAGGACGGUGGCGGCGAGCCCAAGAAGGACGACAAAAAAGAUGACAAGAAAUAAAAAAAUUAUUAAUUUUUACAAAGAAAUCCCCGAUAUUCCGGUGAUUAUUAUUAUCAUUGUGAGACAGUUAAUAAGGUGUCUGUGUGUUUCCGGCGAUGAAAAAUUUCUGGGCCGGUCGUCGAUUUUGUGGAGAGAAAUUAAAGUGCGGCGGCGAUGAUACCAUUGACUUUACUUUUCCAGCUCAAUUUUCCUG
Messenger RNA from Linum tenue, 809 nucleotides. The record is from the annotation of a GenBank genome assembly. NCBI's taxonomy places the organism in Eukaryota, Viridiplantae, Streptophyta, Magnoliopsida, Malpighiales, Linaceae.